AUGUGUACUGGGAGUUGUGCCAAGUGCCUGGGGGGCACCCUCAUUCCCCUCGCCCUGUUUGGCUUCCUGGCUAACGUUCUGCUGUUUUUCCCUGGAGGAAAAGUGAUAGACAACAACGAUAACCUUUCCGAGGAGGUCUGGUAUUUUGGAGGAAUACUGGGUAGCGGGGUCUUGAUGAUUUUCCCUGCGCUGGUGUUCUUGGGCCUGAAGAACAAUGACUGCUGUGGGUGCUGUGGCCACCAGGGCUGUGGGAAGAGAUUUGCGAUGUUCACCUCCACAAUAUUUGCUGUGAUUGGAGUCUUGGGUGCAGGAUACUCAUUUGUCAUCUCAGCCGUGUCAAUUAAUAAGGGUCCUAAAUGUUUCAUGGUGAAUGGUACCUGGGGCUACCCUUUCAACAACGGGGAUUACCUCGGAGAUAACUCUUUAUGGAGCAAAUGCCAAGAGCCCGCUGAUGUGGUUCCCUGGAAUCUGACCCUCUUCUCCAUCCUGCUGGUCGUGGGGGGAAUCCAGGUGAUCCUCUGUGCCAUCCAGGUGGUCAACGGCCUUCUAGGGACGCUCUGUGGGGACUGCCAGUGCUGCUGUGGGGGAGAUGGACCAGUUUAA
This is a messenger RNA of Trichechus manatus latirostris (Florida manatee), 603 nucleotides long. RefSeq names its product transmembrane 4 L six family member 4 (gene TM4SF4). The transcript has 5 exons. Bases 1 to 603 code for a protein of 200 amino acids. The record is from RefSeq and is a predicted model, not a curated record. Lineage: Eukaryota; Metazoa; Chordata; Mammalia; Sirenia; Trichechidae. Gene Ontology annotation, cellular component: membrane.